Acanthosepion pharaonis is the source of this 1548-nucleotide messenger RNA. Lineage: Eukaryota; Metazoa; Mollusca; Cephalopoda; Sepiida; Sepiidae. The record is from the annotation of a GenBank genome assembly.
AUGGUGUUGUCUAGGAACGGGCAGCUUCUUCGUCAUAACGGCAACAGCAUUGCCUGUGAUUAUGCAUAUUGCGUGCACAUAUACUUUCCCUAUUUCUAUCUCUUUCUCUUUCUUUGUCUUUUUUUUAACCUACUCUCAUCCAUUCCAUUACUCGCAUUCUCUUUAAAUCAUAUAUCUAUCUAUCUAUCUAUCUAUCUAUCUAUCUAUCUAUCUAUCUAUCUGUUUUCCAUUAAUUAUUUACGUAUAUAUAUAUAUUCUCUUUAUAUCUAUCUAUCUAUCUAUCUAUCUAUCUAUCUAUCUAUCUAUCUUAGUCUCUUUAUAUCUAUCUAUCUAUCUAUCUAUCUAUCUAUCUAUCUAUCUAUCUAUGUUAAUUCUUAUUUCUUUCUCUUUUUUAUGCAUCUAUUGCAUCAUCCCGUUGAUUUCAAACGUUUCCCUUUCUCAAAUCUCACUCUUUCUCAUUCUCAUUCUCUCUCUCAAUUUCAUUCUCUCUCUUUCAUAGUAUAUUCUCUCUCUCUCUCUCUCUCUCUCUCUCGUUGCAAAUUCUCUCUCUCUCUCUCUCUCUCUCUCUCUCUUUCUCUUAAUUCGCUUGUUAUGUCUUGUUUUUUUGGGUUUUUUAUCCACUUCUUUCUUAAAUUCCCCCUUCUGUCUUACAUAAUCUCUUUCUUUCUUUUUUCCACAAAUGAUUUGUCUCUCUUCCUCUCCUUAUCUUUUCCUUUCUCUAUCCUCUUCCCUUCCUCCCACUCUGUUAAUAAACACUUGCCUAUCACUUACUACUAUUCCCUUUUUUGGUUUUCGUUCUCUUUUUUUUUUCCACUUUUCCAAGCUUCUCUUUCUAUCUCAAAUCUUCUGUACCCCCCUCUCUCUCUCCUUCCUUACUCUCUUUUACAUUACUCUCUCUCUCUCUCUUUCACUACUCUCUCUCUCUCUCUCUCUCUCUCUCUCUCUCUCUCUCUCUCUCUCUCUCUCUCUUCUAUUUCCCGUUACUUCUUUCUAGGUUCUUUUUGUCGUCUGCCCGUCGUAUUUCUCUAUCCAUUUUUCUUGUCUGUUUUUUUUUCACUUUGUCUGCCUAUCUUUCUCUCUCUCUUUUCUUUAACUCUUCUCUCCCCUCACUUUCUAUUUAAUAUAUUGGCCUAUCUACAUUUUCCUAUUUCUCUCCAUAUCUAUCUCUUAGUUAAAAAUGGCGAAAUUCAGUCAGAAAAUUUACAGGAAGAAGACCGCGCUUUUGGGUGGGGGUGCGAAUAUUUUUGCUCGCUUAUUCUUCUUAGCUUUCUCUUUCUCUCUGAGUCAUUCACGUAUCUCUCUUACUUUCACCUUUCUCUUACUCCUACUCUCUUCUCUUCUCUCUCGCUCUCUAUCUUUCUCUUCCUCAUUUUCUGUCGUACCUUUUUUUGCGAGUCUCAUCCAAUUGCAUUCCUUUCUCUUAAUCGAUCUACAUUUAUUUCCAUUUCCGCGCCUUCUCUGACUGUCUCCCUGUUUCUCUUUAUUCGUCUUUCACUUUCUUUCCCUUUCUUCAUCAAUCUAUUCUUCUUUAUCAGUCUUGCAUUCUAA